Messenger RNA from Aureobasidium subglaciale EXF-2481, 3484 nucleotides. RefSeq lists its product as uncharacterized. The record is from RefSeq and is a predicted model, not a curated record. Lineage: Eukaryota; Fungi; Ascomycota; Dothideomycetes; Dothideales; Saccotheciaceae. Bases 68 to 3178 code for a protein of 1036 amino acids. The transcript is spliced from 4 exons. Gene Ontology annotation, cellular component: nucleus; DNA replication factor C complex. Gene Ontology annotation, biological process: DNA repair; DNA replication. Gene Ontology annotation, molecular function: DNA clamp loader activity; ATP binding; DNA binding.
GACAUUCCUGCAUAGUAGCAUUUGCGAGCAUUCGUCUAGCUUUUGCUGUUGCAUAGAUUCACACAACAUGCCAGCAGACAUUCGCAACUUCUUUGGGGGCAAGCCGGCCGCGACUCCUGCAGCAAAGGAGGAAAAGAAAGCUCCUGCCAAAAAGGGAAGAGCUAGAAAGGUUGUCGAUGACAGCGAAGACGAGGAAGAGGUAGUUCCGAAGAAGACGACGACGAGAACAGCAGCAGCGAAACGCGCCGCAUCACCAACAGGCGAAGAAACAACGACUGCCGCCUACUUUGCCACGAAAAACAAGCCAAAGCGAACCGCUGCUGCUACAAAGUCACAACCUGCAACCAAGAAGUCGCCUGCCAAAUCCAUCAAGUCAGAAGACGCCCCACCACCUUCAACAGAUGACCUGAACGCAGAAGACUUUCCCGACGACGACCUUGACGAAGUCUUCAGCGAGGAGUACAAGAAAGAAGCACAACCGUCGGUCACAAAGGAAGCGCAACCGCCCAUCAAGAAGGAAGCACCACCGGUCGAAGACGACGACAUGCCUCCCAAGAGGCGCGGCGCCGCCGUCACCAAGCCCAAAGUCAAAGACGAAAACUACGACGACGUCGACGUUGAAAUGCAGGAUGAUGACGACUUUGUCGUUCCAGACGAUGAAGAGUUGAAUCCCACAAAGGCCAAAGCAAAGGCCAAGACGGGCGCAAAGAGAAAGUCAAAGGACCUGGACACCGACGAAGAAGAGAAACCAAAGCCAAAGAAGGCCCGCGCCCCAGCCAAGAAGAAGGAAAAGGAUCCACCCGUCGAAGACAGUGCUGCCCUCAAGGCCAUCCUCGAUGACAUCCCAUUGAUCGAAGCACCCGAACCUCCGCCCAAGGACCCUGACGCGGCCCCCAAGAAGUGGUUCAACAGACCUGCCGCCGAUGCCUCCGCCCCAAAUGCUGGUAGUAUUGACAUCCCUGAGGGCGCCGACAACUGUCUUGCUGGCUUGAGCUUUGUCUUCACUGGUCAACUUACAUACAUCUCGAGAGACGAAGGUCAGAAUCUGGUCAAACGUUAUGGCGGAAAAUGCAUGACGGCACCCAGCAAGAACACUAGUUAUGUCGUUCUCGGAGCUGAAGCUGGUCCCAAGAAACUCGAAGUCAUCAAACUACACAACCUCAAGGUCAUUGACGAGAAAGGUCUUUUUGCUCUCAUCUCGAAGCUUCCUCCCAACGGCGGCGAUAGUGCAGCCGGCGCCAAAUAUGAAGCCCAACAAAAGAAGGAGGCUGAGAAAAUCAAGAAGGCCGCCGAAGAAAUGGAGAAAGCUGAUCGUGAGAGAAUUGAGCGUGAAAGGCUCGCUAAAGGUCCUGCAGCUACUCCUAAGGGUUUCGCCGCCGAUGGUACAGACAACAGACUCUGGACUGUGAAGUAUGCCCCAACCUCGCUUGGUCAGAUCUGCGGAAACAAGGGUCUGGUGGACAAGCUGGCAGCCUGGUUGCGCGACUAUCAGAAGAAUCUCAAGAAAGGCUUCAAGCUUCUUGGUAAGGACGGAACUGGCUGCCAUAGAGCAGUCAUGAUCCACGGUCCUCCAGGAAUUGGCAAGACCACUGCAGCACAUCUUGUCGCCAAACUCGAAGGUUACGACAUUGUGGAAAGCAAUGCCAGCGAUACUCGCAGCAAAAAGAUGGUUGAGGCCAGCUUGAAGGGCAAUCUGGACACGACAUCUCUGAAUGGUUACUUCUCUACUGGCAAAGUCGAGACCGGCAAGAAGAGAGUCGUCUUAAUCAUGGAUGAAGUUGAUGGUAUGUCUGCUGGUGAUCGUGGAGGUGUCGGUGCUUUGGCUGCCGUUUGCAAGAAGACCCAAGUCCCGAUGAUUCUUAUCUGCAACGACCGCAGGCUACCAAAGAUGAAGCCAUUCGAUGGUGUCACAUUUGACAUGCCUUUCCGCCGUCCUACCAACGACAUGAUCCGGGCACGUAUUGCCACUAUCGCCCACCGCGAAGGUCUCAAGAUGCCUCCGAACGUCAUGAACGCUCUAAUCGAGGGUACUGGAGCAGAUAUCCGUCAAGUCGUCAAUAUGAUAUCUACUGUAAAGCUUGAUCAAUCUGCUAUGGACUUUAACAAAGGCAAGCAGAUGUCAAAAGCAUGGGAGAAGCAUGUUGUGUUGAAGCCAUGGGAUAUUACCAGCAAAAUUCUCGGAGGCGGCAUGUUCCAAGCGUCAAGCAAGUCCACUCUUAACGACAAAAUCGAGCUUUAUUUCAACGACCACGAAUUCAGUCCUCUUAUGCUACAGGAGAAUUAUCUCGGCACAAAACCAUCACUCGCCGCAGAUAUCCACGAUGCAAGGAAGGCGAACCUCAAGACACUCGAGCUAUCUAGUCAGGCCGCGGACAGCAUCUCAGACGGUGAUCUUGUCGACAGGAUGAUCCACGGCUCUCAACAGCAAUGGAGCUUGAUGCCUUCGCACGCCAUCAUGAGCUUUGUCAGACCAGCCUCGUUUGUCGCAGGUUCUCAAGCCGGCAACCAGACACGCUUUACCGCAUGGCUGGGCAAGAACAGCUCCUAUGGUAAGCUCAGUCGUCAAGUCAAGGAAAUCCAGGGCCACAUGCGUCUUCGUACAUCUGGCGACAGACACGAGAUCAGGCAACAGUAUCUGCCCAUCCUAUGGCAGAGCCUCGUCAAGAAGCUGGAUGUUGAAGGUAAAGAAGCGGUGCCCGAGGUCAUCCAGCUCAUGGAUCAAUACUUCCUUACCAAGGAUGAUUUUGAUGCCAUUUUGGAACUUGGUGUUGGCCCCAUGGAUCAAGAGGGCAUCAAGCUUGAAACUCAGACCAAAGCUACCUUCACAAGGAUGUACAACGCACAAUCUCACCCUCUACCCUUCAUGAAAGCUUCAAGCGUCGUGAACCCUUCAAAGAAGAUUGCCAAAGACAAGCCCGACCUCGAAGAAGCAAUGGACGACUCUGAAGACGAAGCCAUCCUCAAGGACGCAGCUGAAGAUGAUGGCGCCGAAGAGGAAGAAGACAUGGACAUAUCAAAGGACAAGUACGUCGCCAAGCCAAAGAAGAAGAAGGCUGCCGCUGCACCAAAGGGCAAGGGCAAGAAAAAGGCUGUUGAUGAUGACGAUGACGAGGAAGCAGAAGAGGAGAAGCCGAAGCCCAAAAAGAGGGCACCCGCUAAGCCCAAAGCUAAGAAGUGAGUAUUGAGAUGGAGAAGAAGUUGAACGAGAGAGUUGAAGGAUUACCAUGCAUGAGCUUACUGUUUCUCUUGCUUGUUUGAAGGUGUGGCGUUACUGUUGCUUGUUUGAAAGUGUGGCGUUUCUGUUAUUUGCUGUAAGCGGGAUGGGGUUGUUGGCGCAUACGAAAUUGCUUUUUUCGUGGUUUUCUUUUUCUUUUCCGAAACACUGGCUGUAUCCCUUUGUAUGAAAAGCACCAAAACUUGCUAAAAAAAAAUGCAAAGGAGUGAGAUUAUGAAAUAUGAAAUAUGAUAGAUACCGGUACUCGAC